Cloeon dipterum is the source of this 675-nucleotide messenger RNA. RefSeq names its product Antioxidant 1 copper chaperone (gene Atox1). Gene Ontology annotation, molecular function: metal ion binding; copper chaperone activity. Gene Ontology annotation, biological process: copper ion transport. The coding region runs from base 291 to 515 and encodes 74 amino acids. The record is from RefSeq and is a predicted model, not a curated record. The transcript has 3 exons. NCBI's taxonomy places the organism in Eukaryota, Metazoa, Arthropoda, Insecta, Ephemeroptera, Baetidae. Gene Ontology annotation, cellular component: cytosol.
CACUUUUUUGGGAGCCGCUGCUGCAUGCUGUACUGCUUCAAUCCAUAUCCAUAGUACUAAGGACUAAGGACGGUACUUACAUAGUACCACACGAACCAAAUUCCCAUUAAACUACCACACGGCACACACAUUGCAUCGAAGAUUUGGCCACUUGCUAAGGAGUUCAGGACUCAGGACUAGCUAGUUUGGCGUUAGGCUUUAUUCGAAAAGGGAGAAGCGGCUAUCUGCCAACGCUUUAUUUGGUUCGAUCAAAUUAUUACAAAGGACGUCUGAAGGGCCAAAGCAUAGAAAUGACGAAGGUUCAUGAAUUCACCGUUGUAAUGACCUGCGAAGGUUGCUCCGGUGCAGUGGAGAAGGUUCUUGGCAAACUGAAAGAUAAAGGAGUCGACAAAGUUGAAAUUUCUUUGGAGAAACAGCAAGUCCUUGUGACGUCUUCGCUUGACGCUGACAGUUUACUGGAGACCAUCAAGAAGACGGGAAAGGCUACAACUUUUGUUUCUACUAGAGAUGCUUAGAUGACUCCUAUACUCAAUUCCCCUUCUUCCUCAUCUCAAAAAUGUUUAUUUUUGUUAUACCAAAGUUUCUAUUAUGUUGCUCUAGUUUUUACAAUUUGCGAUGUUGCUUUCUUCCUGCUAACAAGUAAUGAAAUAAUGGAAUAAAAGACUGUUAAUUCAG